This is a messenger RNA of Funneliformis geosporum, 128 nucleotides long. Lineage: Eukaryota; Fungi; Glomeromycota; Glomeromycetes; Glomerales; Glomeraceae. The record is from the annotation of a GenBank genome assembly.
ACAUUCAAACACUGGAUGAUAUAGUUGCAGGAAAUGAUGAGAAAUUAUCUUCAAUACUCGAAGAUGCUUUAUCUAAACAACAAGAUAUUUCAUUCAUAGCCAUUGAGAAUGAAGGAUUAACAAAAUAA